AUGUGUGUGACAAAAUUUUUUCUCUUAAAAAUAAUUUGUAUCGCCACCAAAGAAAUAUUCAUGGUUUGCAAGGAAGGGGGGUUGUUCUUCAAGUGUACAUUGUGCCCAUUUCAAAGUAGUUCAAAACAGGGUUGGAUAGAUCAUUUACAAACUGCUCAUCACAUUCAACUUAAUUCCGAAGAUCUGCAGUUCUCAGAUGAAGACGAGUUUUUGCAGUGGAAAGAAGACACUGAACGCACGACACAUUCAAAGUUUAUUAAAACGCAUGGGUCUACUAGUUCCACACAUUAUUAUGGCUGCCAUCGGUCAGGUAACUUUAUCUCAAAAGGUAAAGGCACAAGACAUCUUAAAUUGACAGGCAGCAACAAAAUGAAUGGAAAGUACCCUGCAGAGAUGAAAGUAACUGUACACGAAGGUGGAACAUACCAAGUACAUUUUGUGUCGACCCACAUUGGUCACAAACAAGAUUUAACGCACCUGCCCCCGAGUCAAAAAGACCGGGAAACCAUAGCAACAGAUAUUGCAAUGGGACUUCCGUAUGACAAAGUUCUAGAUAACGUACGGACAAGUUUGCAGGAUUCGGACUUGCAGAGAAUCCAUUUGACUACCAAGCAAGACUUAUAUAACAUUGCAGCAAGCUAUAACCUCUCCUCCAAGUCGGUCAGACAUAAAAAUGAUGCAAUCAGUGUCGAAGCUUGGGUAAAAGAAAUGAACGAAAGUGAGAAUCCGUCUGUGUUAUUCUAUAAACCACAAGACUCGACUAGUGAACAUCAAGAACUGAGGAGUGAGGAUUUUGUAUUAGUGAUAAUGAACAGAGCACAACGCGAAAUGUUAUCAAAGUAUGGAGAAGACUGUAUCUGUAUUGAUGGAACCCAUGGGCUUAACGGGUAUGAUUUCGAAGUGACCACUCUCUUAGUACUGGAUGAGCUCAGGCAAGGAUUCCCAUGUGCAUUUCUAAUUUCGAACAGGAAGGACGCCGAGUUUUAA
This is a messenger RNA of Schistocerca piceifrons (Central American locust), 987 nucleotides long. RefSeq lists its product as uncharacterized. Bases 1 to 987 code for a protein of 328 amino acids. NCBI's taxonomy places the organism in Eukaryota, Metazoa, Arthropoda, Insecta, Orthoptera, Acrididae. The record is from RefSeq and is a predicted model, not a curated record. The transcript has a single exon.